Corticium candelabrum is the source of this 1008-nucleotide messenger RNA. RefSeq lists its product as uncharacterized. Gene Ontology annotation, cellular component: plasma membrane. Lineage: Eukaryota; Metazoa; Porifera; Homoscleromorpha; Homosclerophorida; Plakinidae. Gene Ontology annotation, biological process: adenylate cyclase-activating G protein-coupled receptor signaling pathway; hormone-mediated signaling pathway; activation of adenylate cyclase activity. Gene Ontology annotation, molecular function: G protein-coupled peptide receptor activity. Bases 1 to 1008 code for a protein of 335 amino acids. The transcript has a single exon. The record is from RefSeq and is a predicted model, not a curated record.
AUGAUAAAUUCUACGAACAACAGCAGCGCAUCCCAUCAACUGCCGGGAAUCACAUCAAUUCCCUUCCACCUCAGUCUCUUGAUCUUCUCUCUAUUGGGAAUCAUCGGCAACACUCUCGUUCUCGUAUGGCGUUGCACACGUCGGAAAGACUCGAGACUGCAUAUCGUCUCACUACUCAUCAUCAAUCUCUCUUUCUCUGACCUCCUCUUCUGCAUUCAAUAUCUUCUGCGUGAAAUCAUGCUGGUCGGUGCCGUCUUCCACUCUAGUGAGAAGAGCAGUUACCCAUUCACCAAUACAGACUCCAGUCUCUGUAUGACGGUUGUCUUUCUCAUGUUUGCUUCGUCCAACUGUGUCGUUCUGACGGCAGUCGCCAUCGCUCUUCACACGUUGUUGUCCGUCACCGAAAGACGGUGGACGAAACCGACAGUCGUGACGGUCGUGGCUAUCGGAUGGAUGAUUUCACUUACACUGGCAGGUUUGGCUACCUCAGACUUGCAAAAUCACAUAAGAGCGUUUCGCUCGGCGGAACCAUCUGUGGAAUUUUUCUCUUUGAUUGUCAUGUACGGAUGCACCGGAGACGACCGAGCAGAGAUAUACCCAGUAAUCGUUACAGGUAUAAACUUUUUAUCCUCAAUUAUAUGCUGCUUUCUUUACGCUGCGUUCUGCAUCAAGAUGCGACGCAUACAGACUAUGUGGGGAAGCAAUACCGUAAGUGAUAAGAACAGGGAAGCUUUCAUCGAGAUGCAGAUUCGUUUCGCUUUCAUAGCGUUACUCAACUUGGCGUGCUGGUGGCCGGCAUGUCGCCUCUACUGGUACUCAUACUUUUCUGAUCGGACUGUCUUCAAAGGUAACUUCAAUCCUAAAACGCCAGAAGUGGCUUUCUUGUUUACUAUUAUUGUGAGUGCGUCCAAUCCUGUUCUUUACACGGUGUCGUGGAAAUGGGCUGUCAAGUUGCUGCGACGAAUUUGCUUUCGUGAUCGACAUUUCGUAAAUGAAGAACGGUACUAG